Molecule: messenger RNA, 304 nt
Organism: Hymenoscyphus albidus
Lineage: Eukaryota; Fungi; Ascomycota; Leotiomycetes; Helotiales; Helotiaceae
Source: the annotation of a GenBank genome assembly
AUGUAUCUAUACAUAGAUAUAGCGUGGAGAUAUAGAGCCGGCGGUAAGUUGCGCAUUCAUAGAACAGUGGUAAUUGUUCUCAUUUGCAUCCAUUCCAGCACCCGAAAGUCGUGCUCUAGAGCACAAGAUAGAGGAGGACUCGAUGGUGACAGACACGCGCACCGAAGCACGCGUGUGUCCAAGGCCACCCACAAUAAAGCGUGCUCAAUACAAUUUAAAUGGAGAAGAGAAGAAAGAGUCGAAAAGCGACGCCCGCAAAUUCUCUUUUGUACCGCCCGACCGCCACUUCCGCGCUAACGAUUAG